AACACGUGACUCCGUGUUGCCCACGUGACUCGUGUGACGUGUCGCUGAGAUGUAAUCAGGAAGUACAAAAGAGUCUGCGGACAUUUCACCAUGCUAACAGAAGACGCCAUGGACGAGGACGUGUCUCUGUUUGACGCAGAGGACGAUGCAGAGAAAAGGUCAAAGAAGAGGAAUCUGAAGCACCCGGUGGCGUCCUUCUUCCACCUGUUCUUCAGAGUCGGCGCCGUCAUUGUUUACCUGCUCUGCGAGCGUUUCAGCGGCAGCUUCAUCGCCAGCAUGGUCUCCAUCAUCCUCCUGCUGUCAUGUGACUUCUGGACAGUGAAGAACAUCACAGGGAGGUUGAUGGUUGGUCUCAGGUGGUGGAACCAGGUGGACGACGACGGACGAAGCCACUGGGUGUUUGAGUCCAGGAAGGCCACCAGGAAACAACAACAAGCCACAGAUGCAGAGUCUCGGAUCUUCUGGCUCGGCCUCGUCGUGUGUCCGGUUCUCUGGGUCAUCUUCGCCUUCUCCACCCUCUUUUCUCUCAACAUCAAAUGGCUCCCGAUCGUGAUCAUGGGCGUCGCGUUACAAGGAGCAAAUCUUUACGGAUACGUACGAUGUAAAGUCGGAGGGAAGACCGACUUAAAGAACAUGGCAACCAAUUAUUUCGGACGACAGUUCCUCAAACAGGCGCUGUCUAAAGAAGAGGAAUCGUAGAGCACCGCUCUGCGAUGUUAACGUUAGCAUUAUUCUUAAUGCUGUCAUAUUUUUUUUUUCUUUUAGCAAGCGGAGACACGGAAGAGAAAAGUCUCUUUUUUUCCACCACAUGAACUGAAAAUAACAGACUGACUUUUUUCUUUUUUUUUCUCUCAAAUCUCAUUUAUUUUGUUUUUUUCAUUAACUUUUAACACAAACUUUAUUAUUAUAAGCUCAAUAAAAGUGUGUGGUUUCUGAGAGGGAUUUUACAAACGUUUUGUUUGGUUUUAAGUGUAAAAUAUGUUGAAGGUUUGUGAAUAUGAAUGUAAAGAAACGGUGCAACGUCUUUAUUUUGUGUGCAAAUACAUUUGGAACAUUUUUCUGAA
This is a messenger RNA of Solea solea (common sole), 1064 nucleotides long. RefSeq names its product trans-golgi network vesicle protein 23 homolog B (S. cerevisiae) (gene tvp23b). The coding region runs from base 91 to 699 and encodes 202 amino acids. The record is from RefSeq and is a predicted model, not a curated record. Gene Ontology annotation, biological process: vesicle-mediated transport; protein secretion. NCBI's taxonomy places the organism in Eukaryota, Metazoa, Chordata, Actinopteri, Pleuronectiformes, Soleidae. The transcript has 7 exons. Gene Ontology annotation, cellular component: Golgi membrane.